AUGCUGCUGCAGAAAUGGACGUCUAAUAAGCCGGAGUUGCUGCGAGACAUUGCUUGUUCGGUGAACGAGUUUGCUACCCAUCUGAUUGAUGAUCAGGAGUGUCAUAGGGCUCUUGGUCUUAACUGGGAUUCAACUCAUGAUAUUUUCUUUUUCUCUCUGAAGGUGCAGGGGGAGGCUGAGGAGCUUACUAAGAGGAUGGUCUUAUCACAAGUGGCGCAACUCUAUGAUCCUCUGGGGUGGAUUGGUCUAUUUGUUGUAAAGGGAAAAUUACUUGUGCAGGAGUUGUGCAAGCUAGAGCUUGGUUGGGAUGAAGAGCUCAGCGAAGAAUUCGGCAGACGUUGGAUGCGGUUCGCUCGGGAGGUUCGUGAUCUGUGGGAGGUUAAGUUGCCCAGGUACUUUGUGAUGAACGAGACUAUUUCGCAUGUUGAGUUGCACAGUUUUGCUGAUGCUUCGGGGGCUGCCUAUGGAGCUGUGGUGUAUCUGAGAGUUACUGAUGCAGCUGGUGGAUUCCAUGUGACUCUGGUGUCGGCGAAAUCGAAAUUGGCGCCUAUCAAAGACAGGAAGAGCUCAGGCAAGGUAACCAUCCCGAGGCUGGAGCUGAUGGCUACUUCUUUGCUAUCAUGGCACAUCGUGGCAGUUGUUAGGGCCUUAGAGAUAGAGGGGAUGAUAGUGUGCCUGUGGACUGAUUCUUCGGUGGCUUUGUCCUGGAUUAAAUCUGAUCCCAUGAAGUUUAAGCAAUUCGUCAAGAAUCGCGUGGAGGGGAUUCAGAAUUUGGUGCCUCACGCUCGCUGGAGACAUGUUGCUGGGGAGGAUAAUCCUGCGGAUUUGAUAUCCAGGGGGGUGUCAGCUGGGAAAUUGGCUGCAUCUCAGCUAUGGUGGAGUGGCCCAUCAUGGCUUCUGGUGGUGACUGCCUGGUGUAGGAGAAUUUUUUUGGUGCAGUGGGGAAGAGUGAGUAAGAGUGCUAAGAAGUUUGAGAGUUUGGUUCUAGGGCCUGAGGAACUGGAGGAUGCAAGGAAAUUUUGGAUGAGACAGACUCAAGGCGAGUGGUUUGCUGAGGAUCUGAGGAAGUUGAACGAGUCCAAGGAGGUGGCUCGGGGGAGUCAGCUUUUCAGACUGGUGCCUUUUUUGGAUGGCGAGGGUGUUAUGAGCCUCACUGGGAGGUUGCAUAAAUCGUCUCUGGAGGAGGAUUCCAAGCAUCCAGCAAUAUCGCCUGCUAGCUCUCAGUUUACCGAGCUUGUGCUUCGUGAUGUGCACUUGAAAACUUAUCAUGGAGGAGUUCAGCUGAUGUUGACUACUCUCAGGAGGAGCUAUUGGAUUCUGGGAGGCAGAAGGCCUGUUAAGAAUUUCAUUUUCCGCUGUGUUGCGUGUACGAGGCAUCGGGGAAAGGUGGCCAAGCAGCUGAUAGGGGCAACUACCUUUGAGGAGGAUUACGCCUGCACCACAGACGGAUUCCUCGCUUGCUAUAAGAGAUUCGUGUCUAGAAGGGGCUUGUGUGAGGCGAUUUCGAGUGACCAGGGGACUAACCUGGUGGGAGCUGACAAGGAAAUGAGGAAGCUCUUCGAUGCAGUGAGUAAGGAGGGCCAGGCUAUUGCUCAUUCUGUUGCUAACGAUGGCACAAAAUGGAUCUUUAAUCCACCUCGGACGCCACAUCACGGCGGAAAGUGGGAGGCUGCUGUGAAGUCUGCGAAGUUUCAUUUGAAGCGAGUCAUUGGUGAUGCUCUGAUGACUUACGAGGAGUUCUCAACGUUACUGGUGCAGAUUGAGGCCAUUCUUAAUUCGAGACCUUUGUGUGAGCUUCCGAAUGAUCCCGACAAGUUCGCCGUUCUGACUCCAGGUCACUUUCUCAUCGGGUCAGCUCUGUCUGCCUCCACCGAGUAUAUGCAGAAGCUUCAAGGAAUAGACAAAUGGCAUCGCAGCAUUCCUAACCUGCAGGUAGGGGCUCUGGUUCUCAUCGUGGAUAAGAGGUUCCCUCCUACGAAGUGGCCUAUGGGGAAGGUCAUUCAGCUUCAUCUGGGGAAAAAUGGUCACUGUCGAGUGGUCUCGGUUAGGACUCAGUCGUCAACAUUCACCAGGCCUGCUACGAAGAUCUGCCCAUUACCUGUGGAGGUGAUGCCUGCUGGCACUGUUGGAGAUGAGGAACUUGCUGGUGGCACUGAUGAGGGUUCAGGCAGUUAG
Diachasma alloeum is the source of this 2175-nucleotide messenger RNA. RefSeq lists its product as uncharacterized. The record is from RefSeq and is a predicted model, not a curated record. NCBI's taxonomy places the organism in Eukaryota, Metazoa, Arthropoda, Insecta, Hymenoptera, Braconidae. The transcript has 4 exons. Gene Ontology annotation, molecular function: nucleic acid binding. The coding region runs from base 1 to 2175 and encodes 724 amino acids.